Messenger RNA from Jatropha curcas, 2260 nucleotides. RefSeq names its product Chalcone-flavanone isomerase family protein (gene FAP2). Gene Ontology annotation, molecular function: fatty acid binding; intramolecular lyase activity. Gene Ontology annotation, cellular component: chloroplast stroma. Lineage: Eukaryota; Viridiplantae; Streptophyta; Magnoliopsida; Malpighiales; Euphorbiaceae. The record is from RefSeq and is a predicted model, not a curated record.
AAAGUCUCAAAAUACUUGAAAAAAACGAGAGUACGAAGAAGAGAAUUGGAAAACAACAGUACAAUUCUCUCUCUUCCCCGCCGUCCAAACAAAUCAGGAAAAUGUCGUGAGCUUUACGCUACCAAAAGCCAAAUUCAUUAGUUUCUCUGCAAAAUUUUUAAGCCAUUUUGAUUUUGGCUAUGACUUCUCCCCAUUUCAUAAAUCAAAGAAUAUUCUUUCUUCAGGGUCACAAUCUACAGGAAACACGUUUACAGGAAAAAUAAAAGGACGAGGAAAAUUUGAAACCUUUGUCUCUCUACCUUGUCAUUGAGUUUCUCCUUUUGUAAUUUCAGGUGUUUUUUAUUUGUCUGACAUUGGUUGUUGGCAUAAAAGUUUAAGGCUUCUGAAAAUUCAGCAUUAGCUUGGAUACAAACACACGCUCAAAAUAAAAAUGCGGAAUAAUUGGUUGUUUUUCAUGAAUCUAGAUGAUGGAUCUCCAUAUAUCUUACCAAUAGAGCCCCUUUUAUCCCAACGUUCCCAAUUAAAUUCAUUUGUGGAUAAUUCUCUACACCAAUCUAGAUUCUUAUACAUCCCUGGGGGCAUGGCAUUUCAAGAAGCUCUUAACUGCAUGUCAAAGAUUGCAGGAGCUUUACUCCUUUGGUUCACUAGUGCAUCCAGUUCAAAUUUGAGUCAACAAGUAGCAGGCAAUCAACAAGGGCCAAGACCUGGAAGCAGCCGGUCACCUGCACAAAUUAAACACAUUGCCCCCACUAGACAUAAUCUUGCUGGGUUUCACUUUGUUUCAAGGCCAAAAGGCGAAUCUUCCUCUCCUGUGGGUUUUAAUAGGAUUUCAAGUUUCAUGAUAAGGCUUCUGUGCAGAGAAGCUGAAAGACUUCAAUCACUCCCUGUGCUUUCAUUAGCUGCUGCCCUUGUACCACCAUUUGACAAAUUACCUUCAAAAGUAUUAGCUGUUCCAUUUGAGAGUGGUGACGUACAGGUUCAUGAGUCCAUAGAUCAAAGGCCUUGUGAAGUUGAGCGUCAAAGAUGCUCAGGGCUCUCGUUUCCUGAAUUAAAUUGGACAAGGCAUGCUGUUGAGCCUAAAACUGGCAUUGAGUUUCCGGUGAUUUUGAACAACAUCUUAGCUGGAGAGAACAAAUCCAGUUUAACUUCGGAGUUUUCGAAUAUGCAGGUCCUGGUUGGGACUGGAUCUAGAACUGUGAAAAUAAUAAAAAUAAAGUCUUUGAAGGUUUAUGCGUUUGGUUUUUAUGUUCACCCUAACUCUGUCUGUGAGAAAUUGGGCCCAAAAUAUGCUUCUGUGCCGGUGGAUGAAUUAAACAAAUGUCACGGCUUUUAUGAGGAUCUUCUGAGGGAGGACGUUGGCAUGACCGUUCGGCUUGUCAUUAACUGCAAUGGGAUGAAGAUCAGUUCCGUGAAAGAUGCUUUCGAGAAAUCCCUUCGAGCCCGUUUGGUGAAGACAAACCCCGAAACUGAUUACAAUUGCCUGAGAACAUUUGGUUCAUUCUUCACAAAAGAUAUUCCACUACCUGUGGGAACAACUGUUGAUUUUCGACGAACAGCUGAUGGGAAACUAAUAACUGAAAUUGAAGGUAAUGAGAUUGGAGCAGUUCAUAGCAAGGAAUUAUGUAGGGCUUUCUUUGACAUGUACCUUGGAGAUAUUCCUGUGUCAGAGCAAACAAAGGAAGAGAUUGGCCAAAACGUAGGCGGUAUUAUUAGGAGGUGCUAACCUGAUUAAUCACACAUUUCAAUUGUCUCAGUUUUUAGAUGGGCAAUUGAUUGCUGAUGCAAUGUACUAUUGGGUGGCCGGUCGUAUAUCGCUUCAGCAUCUGGCUGUAGUUCAGCAGCUGUAUGGAAUUUCCAUGUUCUAGAGGAGCAUGCCGUUCGGAAGCAAUGAAUUGCUUGGCCAUAUGAUUAUUACAAUAGAUUAGGUUAUUGAAUUUUAUACUCCAAAAGCAGGAAGGAGAAGGAAAAGGAGAAACAGAUAUAAAGAAACAGUCUUUGAUUCUUUGUAGUUUUUAUGGUGGUUACCAGUUUAAAUGGUUGCCCCCAGGCCCCAUCAAAGGGGAAUAUAGUUUGAAGUUAUAAUGGUGCGAGAAACUUAACCUUAAGCUUGGAGCCAUUUAUAUAAAAGGCCUAAGCAGGUAGUUUUAUCCUGAUUUUGUGUUUUUUUUUUAUUUUUUUUUAUUUUUUUAUUUUUUUUAUUUUAGGUGCUUAUUCAUUCCCCCUAUCAAUUUACCAUUUUGUGUGAUACUUCAUUUUUAAA